AUGGCCAUGCCUGUGGUAGGAACUGUGUGCGGCCCGAUGCCGAUGGUGUGCCAGGCCCCUGUUGCUUUCGUCGUGAACAUGCAAGGAGCUCUCCCCGGAUCCGUCGUGAAUGUACCAGGAGGGCAUCCGAUGGCGUUCGCUCCGAACGCUGUGCCAAUCAUGGUGCAGCCGGUGCAGCAGCCGGUUCAGCCAAUGCAGCAGACACCGCCAGUGCAGCGACUUCAGUUCCAGGAUGUGCAUUCGGAGCCCUCAAGCCUGUCGCCCACGCCUUCCGAGAAGAGCUUCCGCCGGGAAACAACCGGGAGCACCAUCGCAUCAGCGUUGUCAACAUCUUCAUUUGGAUUGUCGGAGUCUGACAGAUCCAUGAGCCCGAUUGAGUCGCCAACAGAAGGAGGGCAAGGGUUCUCCGUCCAAGGCCGCGUGUGGCAGCUCUGCCAACAGCAGACGGGAUGCCGUCGUGUUCAAGCAGCACUCGACGAGUGCGGCUCCGACCAGGAGCGAAAGGCCCUGGCGGAGGAGUUGCUUGGACAUGUUUGGGAAGCCGCGCGUUGCCCCUUCGGGAACUAUGUCCUUCAGAGAUUCAUCACACUGCUUCGCCCGAGCGACUGCCAGUUCAUCAUCAAGGAGAUCUCUUCACAUGGAGGCCGAGCCCCCACACAGCUCGCCCGGCAUCGCUACGGAUGCCGUAUCCUGCAGCGCCUGCUGGAGCAGUGCCGGCCAGAGCAAAUGGAGCCCGUGACAAACAGUCUCCUGAAGGAGGCUCUUCAGCUCGUCCGGCAUCAGUACGGCAACUUCGUGAUGCAGAGGAUCCUCAGCCAUGGAACGUCCGCCCAGCAGCACUUGCUCUGCCAAGUCCUCGAGCCUCAUGCCCGUGAUUUGACCACAGACCAGAACGCCAGUGCCGUGCUGGCAAAGGCAUUGGUUCAUUGCAGGUCGGAAGACAAGGCGAGCCUAGCCAGGCGACUUCUCUCGCAGCCUGGGUUGCUCCUCGCCUCGUCAAAGACCCGGCACGGCCAUCAGACUGCUCUGGCGCUGAUCCGUGCCCUGGAAGGGGACGAGCUCCUUGAGGCCGUGAACAUGAUGAAGUGCAACAUGGCAUCGCUCAUGCAAUGCCGCUACGGACGGGUCGUGUUGCGAGGCAUCCCGGCCUUGGGUGAGUGCGCUCUGCCUCGUGAAGAGGACACCGACUCCUGA
Symbiodinium sp. CCMP2592 is the source of this 1194-nucleotide messenger RNA. The record is from the annotation of a GenBank genome assembly. Lineage: Eukaryota; Dinophyceae; Suessiales; Symbiodiniaceae.